Molecule: messenger RNA, 6692 nt
Organism: Vidua macroura (Pin-tailed whydah)
Lineage: Eukaryota; Metazoa; Chordata; Aves; Passeriformes; Viduidae
Product: ras and Rab interactor 3-like
Exons: 27
Coding region: 81-4913 (1610 amino acids)
Biological process (GO): calcium ion transmembrane transport; intracellular calcium ion homeostasis; sensory perception of smell
Cellular component (GO): membrane
Molecular function (GO): calcium channel activity; calcium, potassium:sodium antiporter activity
Source: RefSeq, a predicted model, not a curated record
GUCCGCGGGAAGCCGCCGGGAGUGAUCCCCGCUUUCCCACCGACCCGCUGGCCGUCCCCUCGGCGCCCGCGCUCGCUCCGAUGGAGCUGGAGGAGACGCCGCUCGCCCCUCCGAAGACCAUGCUGCUUAUGCUGAGGAAAGUUCGCAAGAGGCGGGAGAUGCUGCUGCAGCAGCUGGGCUUCAUCUGCGCCAUCCUCUUCUUCGCCUGGUGCAUGUCCAGCCUGCUCUCCAGAGUGGGCCAAGAAUCAGCUGUUGCAGACAGAAGCAUAUCAGGAAUAUGGAGGAAUAGAAGGUUGAUGGCAUCACCUAAUGGGACACAUGAAGAGAAGAACUGUACAGAUCCAGCCAUUAAUGAGUUUCCUGAAGAUAUAUUUACAAAUAAAGAACGACAGCAAGGAGGAAUUCUGCUUCAUAUCAUUGCUGCUCUUUAUAUGUUUUACGCUUUGGCCAUAGUAUGUGAUGACUUCUUUGUUCCAUCCUUAGAGAAAAUUUGUGAGAAACUACAUUUGAGUGAAGAUGUUGCUGGAGCCACAUUCAUGGCAGCAGGGAGCUCCACUCCAGAGCUGUUUGCAUCUGUUAUAGGUGUAUUUAUCACUCAUGGAGAUGUAGGAGUUGGGACCAUUGUUGGUUCAGCAGUUUUCAACAUCCUCUGCAUUGUUGGUGUCUGUGGACUGUUUGCAGGACAGGUGGUUUGUCUCACCCAGUGGGCAGUGUUCCGGGAUUCUGUAUACUACACAAUAUCUGUGAUCGUACUUAUUGUGUUCAUAUAUGAUGAGAAAAUAGAAUGGUGGGAAAGCCUUGUACUCAUCAUUAUGUAUUCAUUCUACAUACUUAUCAUGAAGUACAAUGUGAAGAUGCAAAAUUUCUUCACCCUUAAAAGCAAGAAUGUUGGAAAUGGUGACACAGUCAACAAUGAGCUGGAAGAUGGUAAUAAAUGUUAUGCCUCUAGUUGUGAUGACCCAUCCAUUCCAUUACUAUGGAAAGUGAAGGGGUCACAGCAGUAUGGCAAAAACAGUGUUGUGAUGGUGGACGAGAUAAUCUGCUCCAGUCCUCCCAAAUACCGGUUCCCCGAAGCUGGAUUACGGAUUAUGAUCACAAAUAAGUUUGGACCACGCACCAGAAUGCGGAUGGCAAGCCGACUCAUCAUUAAUGAGCGCCAGCGGUUAAUCCAAUCUGCCAAUGGCUCAAGCAAAGCACUUCAGAACAGGAGACAAGAGAAUAUUGAAAAUGGAAACAUCCCUGUGGGGAACCAAGAGGAGGAAAAUGAACAGGACAGUCUAACUCCAUUUUCAGUGCCAGAUGGAAAAAUGAACAAAAUUAAAUGGCUUUUGACAUGGCCAUUGAUAUUCUUGCUGUUUACCACAAUUCCAAACUGCAGCAAGCCACGCUGGGAGAAGUGCUUUAUGAUGACAUUCAUCUUGUCCACUCUCUGGAUUGCCUUGUUCUCCUACUUCAUGGUGUGGAUGGUGACUGUGAUUGGAUACACCCUUGGGAUACCAGAUGUGAUCAUGGGCAUUACUUUCCUGGCUGCAGGAACAAGUGUCCCAGACUGCAUGGCCAGUUUAAUAGUAGCAAGACAAGGCCUUGGUGACAUGGCAGUAUCCAAUACAGUUGGGAGCAAUGUCUUUGACAUUCUGGUGGGACUUGGUGUUCCAUGGGGUUUGCAGACCAUGGCAAUCGAUUAUGGAUCAACUGUUAAAAUAAACAGCAAAGGAUUGGUUUAUUCAGUUGCACUUUUGCUAGGAUCAGUGGCACUUACUGUGUUUGGAAUCCAUGUAAAUAAGUGGAAACUUGACAGGAAGUUAGGCAUCUACGUGUUGCUUCUUUAUGCUAUUUUCCUGUGUUUAUCUAUAAUGAUAGAGUUCAAUGUCUUCACCUUUGUCAACUUCCCUAUGUGCCGAGAAGAACGAUGUGGAAGUUCUGCUCAGCGAUGGGAAGGAAUUGCUUUUCUCACCGAGGAACUCUCAAGCCACUGUGAUACAGAAAGUGACUUAAAGUUUGCUGUAAUGAUGAAAACAUCAGCAGGAGAGAGGGGAGCCAGGGAUGACUCAGGCCCUGUUGGAGAUACCAGUGAAGAGAGGAAAGAGACACAUCUUUGUCAGGCCAAUGCUGUGCAAAAUUGCCUCCAGCAUCCAGGGAUCAGCAUCCUUGACAAACUCAUCAAGACAUGUCCUGUCUGGCUUCAGCUGAACAUGAGCCAGGAAAGGGCUGGGGCGAUCCUUGGCAAAGAAACAGCAGGGAUAUUCUUAGUUAGGAAAGAGGGUAAUGUGAGCAACAUGGUCCUUGCAGUCCGCCUGCCAAUGCAGAACGAGGCUCCUGGUGUGCUGGAGUACAACAUUAAAGAAGAAAAAUCAAUCCUGUACCUGGAAGGAUCUGUCCUUGUAUUUGAAGAUGUUUUCAAAUUGGUUGCCUUCUACUGUGUCAGCAGGGAUUUGCUGCCCUUUACCCUGAAGCUGCCACAAGCAAUAUUAGAAGCCAGUAGCUUUCAAGACCUUGAAAUUAUCUCUAGUCUGGGGAUAGAUUUCUGGGAUUCCUAUUUAAACCACAGAAGACAGGACUUAUCCCACCCUGCAAAAGACUCUGCUUUCAGCACUGGUCUGGCAGACAGUUUAAGACCUACCCAGUGUUUUGCAAGUAGCACAAACCACUGCUCAUGUGAAAUUGAGCUGUCAAUAGGAAAUGACAGGCUGUGGUUUGUGAAUCCUAUUUUUAUAGAAGAGUGCAGUAAUCCUUGUCCUCCAGAUAUACCUUCUCCUGAAGGCCACUCUGGGAGCAUUGAACUCCCCCCUGCCACCAUGAUUACUGAAAAGAGGUCUCCUCGACGGCCUCCUCCCCCUCCACCUUCUCAUGCUCUCAUACAGAAAUCUUCCCUGAAGCUCCCACAGGACCCCAUGACUGCCUGUGAAGAAAACAAGCUUCUUAUUAAGCCACUAGGAAAGAGCUUCGAGGAAAUGAAAAUUGAAGGCAGUGACGAUAAAGAAGAAAGGAAGCAGAGCUGUUCGGCCAAUGAGCCCUCGGCAGUGAGCCCCAGGAAGGGCUCCCAGCCCUUUGCUCCCCCGCGGAGGCGGCUGAGUGAAAGGACCUCAGAGGAGAGCUGUGUGGGUAAUCCUGAAAAUUGUGAAAUGCUGAAAGGGGAAGGGACAGAAGAAAACCAAGAUACAAGUGCAGGGAGCAGAGAUAAAACACUGCUGUGCAAAAAGGCUGUAGAAAUGCCUGGGGAGGUUCCCAAAAGGGCUGUAUCACAGUUUCAGGAGACAAAGCCUGAACCUGCAGAGAAGAAGGAGGACAUGCCUAAGAUACAAAGCAAUGCCACUGAGAAAGGAAAGUCACCUCCUAUCCCACCACCAAGAAGGAAGAGACUUUCCCAGGCACCAAGGAUCCACUGCUCCUGCCAGCCGAAGCAAAGAACAGCGGCAGAGACGGCCGUGGCCACGGGGCAGGCUGUGUGCAAGGGCAGCCCAGCUACAGUGACGGGUGGUGCCACUUGCGCACACACCAAGACUGAACCGGGACAUGGCCACAAAUCUGUCAGCUCAGCUGAACUGGAAGGGUCACGCUUGUCCCUGGAGGACCUGGGAGGCAGCACCAUGGCUCAGACAUCAACAUCUGAGCCAGACUCCUACUCCACCAGCAGCACAGAGGAUGACCUGGAGAUGCUGAGUAGUUCAUCUGGUAAAAAGACACGCUCUGUGAUCUUGGCCAAGGCCAAAAACAGGCUGUCCUUGGUGAACCUGUCCAACGUCUUCACGGUCUUUUUGUCUAGUGACAGGAAGCUGCAGAAGAAGAUAGUGGAGCUGGCACAGGACAAGGAGUCAUACUUUGGCAACCUGGUGCGGGACUACAGAGUGUACAGUUUAGAGAUGAUGGCAAAGCAGAGCUCCAGCACAGAGAUGCUACAAGAGAUCCGGCUGAUGAUGACGCAGCUGAAGAGUUACUUAGUACAGAGCACCGAGUUGAAAUCUCUGAUAGACCCAGCCUCCUACACCGAGGAAAAGUUAGAAGUGAUUGCUGAGACAGCUUUGUACAAAUGUGUCCUGAAACCUCUAAAGGAAGCAAUUAAUUCUUCCUUAAAAGAAAUACACAACAAAGAUGGAUCUUUACAGCAGCUGAAAGAGAACCAACUUGUGAUACAAAACACAACUACCACUGACCUGGGUGUCACGACCAGUGUGCCUGAAACUGCUGUCCUGGAAAAGAUCCUUCACAAAUUCACAACCAUGCACAAGACCUACUCUCCAGAAAAGAAAAUUGCCAUCUUGCUGAAGACCUGCAAACUCAUCUAUGACUCCAUGGCUCAGGGAAAUCCAGGGAAGCCCUAUGGUGCAGAUGACUUCCUUCCUGUGCUCAUGUAUGUGCUGGCCCGCAGCAACUUGACCGAAGUCCUUCUGAAUGUGGAGUACAUGAUGGAGCUCAUGGACCCUGCUCUGCAGCUAGGAGAAGGCUCCUAUUAUUUAACCACCACCUACGGGGUUCUGGAGCAUAUCAAGAACUAUGACAAAAUCACCAUGACACGGCAGCUGAGCGUGGAGGUCCAGGACUCCAUCCACCGCUGGGAGCGACGGAGAACGCUGAACAAGGCCCGGGCUUCCCGCUCGUCAGUGCAGGAUUUCAUUUGUAUCUCCUUUCUGGAAAUCAGUGGUCAAUCAAGGACACUUGCUUCCCGUCGCGACACCACAGCUGAGCAGCUGAGCCAGCAGUGUGCCGACAAGUUUGAAGUGUCCCAUCCCAAGGACUAUGGACUCUUUGUUUAUGUUGAUGACCAGUGGCUGCAGCUGGACAAAGAUGCCCUUCCACAUCAUAUCAAAGCCUCCCUUCUGAAGAGUGAAACCAAGAAAGAUUUCCAUUUUAUUUAUAAACCAAUUGAUCAUAAAACCCCACCAGUUCCAAUUGUCAAAGAGUCAGACUUUUCCUAAGGGCCAUGCUGGUUUUUUUCUGUCUUUGCUGUCAUCCUGGAAGAGCUGGAUAAUUUACCUUGUGAGACUCUCUGGUAUCCGCAGACCUUGGAAGUUCUCUGGAGUGUGGCCUUCAACAUAGAGUAGAUGGGCUAAUUUUAGAUGGUAUCUGAACACACGGCAUUUCUCGGUAGAGGUCAUUUGCAGAAGUAAAAGGAGCAUUCAGGAGAACGUUCAUCCUCUGGAAAACUUGAAGUAUCAAGCCUCAGAACCUCUCAGCUGCAACCAGCCAACACUGCAGAAUGUAAAUGAACAGUAGAGAAAAUCCAGAGAUCUUGCAAAAAGGGGGACAUUUACUUUAUAAUAAACAAUGGCAGGUGUGAAUCACAUCUGUGCACAAGGCCUUUGAAAGGCCUACACACACCUCAAUCUGUUUGGAGGUAAGACUGUGUGCUUUAUGGUAUCUGUUCACCCAGUUUGAAUAAACUGGGUCUUGUCUGAUGUAUUCAGUGGCAUAGGGGUGCCACCUGUAGAAGAACUCCAUCUCUGUCUUGCUGUCAACAAGUCUUUGCCUUUGAAAUCCACAUAAUACAAACAGUGCAAGAUGACCUGUACUUUCACUAAGAAUAUGUUUUUGCCUUCCAUCUGUCACUCAAAUCAGGUAGCAUAGGCAUUUUCAUCAAUGUAUUUUUCUUAAAAAUUCAAAGUCUCCAUCAGUUUUAAAUGUACAGCAGUUUUAUUCAUGUUGGUUGUUUGAUAGUGUCUGGUUAAUUGUAUAUUUAUUACAAUGUGUGAUAUGGUGCAAUUAUUUUUAAAUAAGUCUUUGUAAAGAACUUAAUAAUUUGCCCAGUGUAUCAAACCAGAUUAAAAUUUGAAAGUCAAAAGGAGUUCAAAUUAAAUACCAAUCCCUUUUUACAUGGCUGUCAUUUUCACAAGUGUUAUCCUAGCUGUAAUUCCCACAAGGUUAUUACUUUAAUAAAUUCAGGCUGUUGCAGACAGAACUUUCUAAUUCUCCUUUCUACAUGUGCUUUUAGUCAUUCAGUCAUUGCAGAUUUAAAUUUCCCUGAACAAACAAAUUCCCACAGAAUAUAUUGAAUUAAUGCAAAAGUGCAUUUCGUUGAAUUUGAAAACAAUUUUUCAGGAUUAGAUAAUGGAAACAGGAGCCUUAAUUGCUAGACAGGUCCAUGUCUUCUGGGUGCCUUCACACAGGCAAGAUUCUCACUGCAAACACAAAAUACUGGGUUGUCUGCAUGCAGGAAGUCAGUAACCUCCACUGCAACUCCACCAACUUGGAAUCAGGCCUAGCAAAGCUCUGAUUACAAAAAGGUGUUUUACUCAGACUUGCUAUUGUUUCCUCCCAAUAACAUUGAAAAGAGAUUUAAGGCACCUUGGACCAAGUUGCCCAAGGUGUCUGCCUUAUUCCUGAAGCUCCAAGGAUAAAAGGGUAUUGCAUAAAGCUGGUCCCUCUCUCAGUCUCUGGCGCUUGAAAUAAAUGUCCAUGUCUACAUGCCCCAGCUGUAGCCAAAUCUGCAUACAGAUAGCAAACCAGUGCUGUGCAUCUGCCAGCAUGGGCUGUAUGCACAUCUUGUUGGGAAUGGACAACAACCAAGAAUGAGGAACAGUGAAUAACAGCAAUCUUGGUUUUGAGGAUAUCAUGUGCAGAGCUUCCAGUGCGUGACAGCACAGCUGACAUGGUUAUUUCUGCUAUGCGCAGCUGUUGGCACCUCUGCCUUGCCUCUGGGCAGCACGUCUGCAGGAUGCCAGAGCUGAAGCCCUCCCUCAUGCUGCCAUCACCCUCCU